This is a messenger RNA of Symbiodinium pilosum, 1113 nucleotides long. NCBI's taxonomy places the organism in Eukaryota, Dinophyceae, Suessiales, Symbiodiniaceae. The record is from the annotation of a GenBank genome assembly.
AUGGUCAAAGUUGUCAAGCGACCGGCGGCAAAGCCCUCUCGGACAAAGAAAUCCAGGAAUAAGGUCCAGACCUUCAGUCAUGUGGUGCCCUUGGGCAGCACUUGUCUCGUCGCAAAGCACUUGGACAACUGCGGGCUUCGAGUUUGCAAGUUUCCGUUCGAUUGGAUGUUUUCGACCCCCUAUUUAAUACGACAUGCGCUCCUGGAUAACUUCAAGACCUUCUUGGACGCGAGCAAGUACGAAAGAGGCAACGAAGGGGGAGAUGAGUUCAAGAACGGCACGAUCCAUAAAAUCUAUCACCGAAUGCAAAACUCCAAGGGCAAGAAGGUGAUCUUCCCGCACCACCAGCUGUGGCCAGGGGCCAUCAAUGCCGGACGAGACCGCAACUCCUUCAGCCGCUCAGUCGCUCGUUUGCGGCAAGUCUUUCGCUCCAAAACGACGAGGACUCUCUUUGUCGUGGCCAUCAAUGCCACGAAAGAGACGCAUCUAACUGCAAUGCGCGACGAGACCUGGCAGCCUGAAGGACAAGGCAAGUGUCCAGUGCCUGAAGUUGGAGGUCCAGAACUUUGUUCCAGGGCAGAGGUCCUUCGCUUGUUUGACUGCUUGCAGCAGAAAGUAGCCGGGCCUUUUCAUUUGGAAGUCAUCUACUUGCUGCAUGGAGCCAAAACCAGAGUUCGCCGACAUCUUGCCUUGGAGAAGCGCGUCAGAGAUAGGUCCCUGCGAGUGUCUGAGUUGGCUUGCAGAGGGGAGAACACGGGGCUUGCGUUUCGCAGAGAUUCCGACAAGCUGGCUUUCCACAAGCUCAUCGCAUGCCAGCGACGCAUCAAGCCCACAAGCCUCGACACAAGGAGAACCAAGGGCUAUCACGAGGCCGCAGCGGAUGAAGGCGAGAAAGCUAGCAGCAGCAAAGUUGGACCCAAAAAGGCUUCCGAGAGCAGCAACAAGCGCAAGCUGCGCUUUGUCCAGGAGAAUCCGAAGACACCGGGAUCGAAUGCCCACAAGCGCUAUGAGGCCUACAAGAAGGCCAGGACGGUCCAAGAAUUCUUGGACCUCGGGGGUGCCAAAGGAGACUUGAACUGGGACAGGGCAAGUGGCUUUCUUACUUUCCUGUAG